This is a messenger RNA of Dreissena polymorpha, 1669 nucleotides long. RefSeq names its product 2-oxoglutarate and iron-dependent oxygenase JMJD4-like. Gene Ontology annotation, biological process: positive regulation of translational termination; negative regulation of gene expression; protein hydroxylation. Bases 48 to 1589 code for a protein of 513 amino acids. NCBI's taxonomy places the organism in Eukaryota, Metazoa, Mollusca, Bivalvia, Myida, Dreissenidae. Gene Ontology annotation, molecular function: histone H4R3 demethylase activity; sequence-specific DNA binding. The record is from RefSeq and is a predicted model, not a curated record. The transcript is spliced from 7 exons. Gene Ontology annotation, cellular component: nucleus; cytoplasm.
UGUAGCCCACUGUCCGAUGCGUUCAGAUUGUGAGAAAACUGUUACUUAUGGAAAAUAUUUGUGAUUCUUCAAUAUCACAUCUUCACUCAUUAUCAUAUAGUUCAGAAUGUUUUGAUGAAUUAAGCGAAGUUAGCUAUGAUGAGUUUUUCAAGAAGUAUUUAUUGCCCAACAAGCCAUGCGUGUUUUCGUCUGGAUUGACACAACGGUGGAAAAGCAGGAAUGAUUGGGUGACAGAGGAUGGUUGUCCUAGCUUCCAGUACAUGAGAGAAAUAUUUGGUGAAGCAGUUGUGCCAGUGGCAAACUGUAAUGAAGAAUGCUAUCAGUCACACAAGAAGUGUGAGAUGAAGAUGUGUGAAUACUUGGACUACUGGGACAAAUACCGGGCUUGCAGCUAUCCAGAGAAAGAACCCUGUCUCUAUCUUAAGGACUGGCAUUUUCAAAAGGCCUACCCGGAUUAUGGGGCUUACACAACGCCUGUUUAUUUCAAGUCAGACUGGCUCAAUGAAUUCUGGGAUACACUGCCACGUGAUGACUACAGAUUCGUCUAUAUGGGUCCUAAGGGCACCUGGACCCCUUUCCACUCUGACGUGUACAGAUCUCAUAGCUGGUCUGCCAACAUCUGUGGAAAGAAGAAGUGGAUCUUCUAUCCACCAGGGUGUGAGGAAAGCCUGAAGGACUCACUUGGAAAUCUGGUGUAUGACAUCACAUGCAGUGACCUGGAAAAUCCCCAAAAGUUUCCACAUGCUGCAGAGGUCAAGGGUCGUAGGAUUGAGGUUAUCCAGACUCAAGGUCAAGUGAUGUUUGUACCUAGCGGCUGGCACCAUCAGGUUAUAAAUCUGGAAGACACAAUUUCCAUCAACCACAACUGGUUGAAUGCCAGCAACAUUGACCUCUGCUGGAAGCAUCUGCAGUCCAGUCUGACAGCAGUACAGCUGGAGAUUGCAGACUGCCGGGACAUGGAGGGUUGGGCACAGCAAUGUCAGGUAAUUCUAAAUGCCAGUGCUGGUAUUGACUACAAGACUUUCAUCAAGAUGCUACAUACAAUAGCCACCAAUAGAAUACACGCACUACAAAGUAAGGGUGUAAAGUUAGGGUCAUCCAAGUCUUACCAAAGAGACGAAAAAGGUAUUUGUAGUGACUGCUGGGAAACAACUAAAUUUAACAUUGGAACGGACGAAAAUAGUUCCACUUCUGCACAUUUAUUGACAGAUACAAAAAGUGAAAGUUGUGAUGUAAGUUUAAGUGAGAUACAUAAAACUUGUAGACAAUCUAUUUCAGAUUUGAAACGGAAUUAUUAUUUGAAAUGCAAUAUAUCUGGUAUUGGAAAUGUGUCCAAAAGUGUUGCCAAUGGUGAUGUUAAAUCUAUCGAAGAAAUACUGCCUCAAAUAUUGAUAGAUCCGACAGACACUGUUUCUGGUUCAGAGAACAUCAAGUCAGAGAACAUCAAGUAUUUACUCUUUGAUAUUGUAAGAAUAAAGGAAACUUUGGAGCAUAUUGUUCAGGACGAUGAUUAUAAAGAAAUGGAUCUGAACUAUUCAGAGAGUGCUGAAGCUGUUUUGAAUAUCAUUUGUAAAUAUCUGUUUAUGUGAAAUGUUGUCCAUAUUGCAUGGUGGCAAACACCGUGCAGUCAACAUUAAUGUGCAUAUUCUGUGCAUAAAUAUUGUGCUUG